AUGGCAUCACAGCAAGACGAGGCAGAAGAGGGCCCGACGCUGUACGCAGCGUCGCCGUACUUUGCAGCGGAUACUAUGCGCCGCGAACGCCGUGCCGAGGCUGCAGCGCGGCGUCGUGCAUACGGACAACGCCACCCGCUUUUUUUCGGCACGGCACGCAGGAUUGCAGACCCAAGUUUGCUGACGGUGCUUGUGCUUCUCCUUGGGCUUGCCUACGUGUUUCUCCCGUUUGGCUCGCUUUUUGGGAGGUACGGUGAUGCGGCGCGUGGCGGUUUUUUCCCAUCCACCAUCAUCUCCAUAGGCGCACCCAACAUGCCUGCCCAGAAAACGUUUACACUCGGCGCACGCACCAAAGGAUGCCACCUCGUGCAAAGCGAAGUCGACGCGGAGGUGCGCGAUAUCAUGCGUGGCGUCAAGGCUGGUAUUCUGACGCUCUUUAUCCUGCACACGAGUGCCGCGCUCUCGCUGAACGAAAAUUUUGACAGGGAUGUCCGCUCGGAUAUGGAUAUGGCACUCGACCAUGCGGUCCCAGAGGAUUUGCCUUGGCGCCACACGGACGAAGGGCCGGACGACUCGGCGUCGCAUACCAAGGCGUCGCUUAUUGGACCGUCGUUGACGAUCCCUAUUACGGAUGGGCGCAUGAAUCUCGGGACGUGGCAGGGUGUGGUACGUGCCGUUGUCUACUUACGCAGUACCUGUGUGAAUUCCGACGUGCAAAGCAUGCGCGACGUAUUGUAG
Molecule: messenger RNA, 738 nt
Organism: Malassezia vespertilionis
Lineage: Eukaryota; Fungi; Basidiomycota; Malasseziomycetes; Malasseziales; Malasseziaceae
Product: Rho GTPase activating protein
Exons: 2
Coding region: 1-738 (245 amino acids)
Source: RefSeq, a predicted model, not a curated record